Messenger RNA from Saccostrea echinata, 1329 nucleotides. RefSeq names its product E3 ubiquitin-protein ligase TRIM50-like. The transcript has a single exon. Lineage: Eukaryota; Metazoa; Mollusca; Bivalvia; Ostreida; Ostreidae. Gene Ontology annotation, molecular function: zinc ion binding. The record is from RefSeq and is a predicted model, not a curated record. The coding region runs from base 1 to 1329 and encodes 442 amino acids.
AUGGCAACAUCAUCAGAUCCCGAUAACAGGGCACAAGACAUAAAACGCUGUCAGCUUUGCCCCGGAAAAGACAGAAAAUCUGCUGCAGAAACUGUGUGUAACACUUGUCAAGUCAAUCUCUGUAAGGACUGUGUAGGUCACCAUAUGAUCUUCAAUCCCACCAUUAGACAUGAUGUCGUUACUUUCGAAUUCAAAAAAUCUGAAAUCAUUCCACCACAAUGCAAAGUCCAUGGUGAAAAACAAUGUGAAAUGUUCUGUGAACAAUGUGAAUCCCCGAUAUGUCAGAAAUGUCUAGCCUCUGGAUCCCAUGAAAAUCACAAUGUACCACAUAUUUCUGAAAUUUAUAGCUCUAAACAGGAGAUAAUCAUAAAAGACUUAAGUGAACUUAAAACUAGUAUCGCUCCUGUUUAUGAAUCAAUACUCUCUGAAAUGAAAGAGAUGUUAUCAAGCAUUGAACAGAAACAUGAGGAAAGACAAAGAGCCAUUGAUGAAUUUGGUGAAAUAUGGCACAAGCUAGUAGACAAUGUUAUUAAUAAAUAUCAGAGGGAUGCAAGAAAAAUGGAAAGAGAUGAUGCUAACUCAAUUAAGAACCUAGGAGCAGAUUUCCAGAAACACUACUUAUUAAUUCAAUCAGCAAUGGAUGAAAACAAAUCUAUCCUUGCUUCAAAUGAUCCAUCUAAACUUUUCAACUACACUUCAAAAAAUGAAAAGUUCAGAACUAUUCAUUCCAGAUUUGAACUAAAAGUGCCAGAAUUCAGUCUCAGAAAACUAACAGAGCAAGCACUGUGUUAUAUAAUUGGAGACAUUCCAGAAACAAAGAAAAUUUGCAUUCAAGGACAGGUCCUAAAAGCUCCCCAAUCCAAAUCCAGUUCAGAAAAAGCUGUUAAGAAAUGUCUUGAUUUGCCACUUACAGUAGGAGAAAUAAAUACUGAUGUAGACAUUUAUCAGGUAGCUUGUAUUCCUCACACAGAUCACUUCUAUGUCAGUGGUGUCAAUGGAAUCAUUAAACUUAUAAGCAAAGAGGGGGAGGUGCUGAGGAAGAUCACCACUACUGCAGAGAAUAUUGAAUCAAAGGCUUUGACAUUUACCAGAGAGGGACAUCUAGUGUAUAUUGAAAAGGGAGGGAGAGUAAUUAACAAAGUGGAGGAGAAUAAGAUAAAAUGUGUGCUCAAAGUACAAGACUGGGUGUUAGAUGCUAUCUGCAGCACUUAUACAGAUGACCUCUUACUACUUAUGUCAUUUCCUGAUACAAUAAAAUUUAUCCAGCAUAGAAAAGUUGUACGUAUUCUGGCUCUACAGUCACACAAGAAAUACAUUUACGUGCCUUGA